Messenger RNA from Labeo rohita (rohu), 3328 nucleotides. It is a transcript of the gene hells, whose product is annotated as helicase, lymphoid specific. Gene Ontology annotation, molecular function: chromatin binding; ATP-dependent chromatin remodeler activity; ATP binding. Gene Ontology annotation, cellular component: nucleus; pericentric heterochromatin. Lineage: Eukaryota; Metazoa; Chordata; Actinopteri; Cypriniformes; Cyprinidae. The record is from RefSeq and is a predicted model, not a curated record. Gene Ontology annotation, biological process: DNA methylation-dependent constitutive heterochromatin formation; pericentric heterochromatin formation; negative regulation of gene expression via chromosomal CpG island methylation.
UUCACGUUACAGGCGCGAGGUUAGUGUGUGUGUCGGCUGCGUGACUAGACAUCGGCUUUUACCCGUGUGGUUGUGUAAUUUUGUAUUUUUGCAAGAAAUAGUCCCUAUUCGGGUGCAUUUAUGCUAUUUGCAUUCCGUUCUGCAGUUACAAAACGCUUGCGGGUUAGUUAAUCUGGUCAUUAGUUAAACACAUUUACUCUGCAUACUAAACUGCACUGCAGACAUUUGGUAAAGUUUGAGAGACGUGGACAAUAGCGUUUAAUUCUACAACCAGUUUACCCAGAAAGCAGCAGAAAUGAGUGGUAUUGUUAAAGAAGAGACACGCAGUGUUUCUCCUCACUGCCCCAAACCCAACGAAUCUGAAGAGCCUGAAGGUACUGCUAUGGAGGAGACCACUAUUGAAAAGAGCCAGCAUGGAGAGAUUGUCAUUACAAAAGAAAUGGAAGAGGAGGAGAAACAUUUAGUAGAGGAGGGAGAGAAAAAAGAAAGAGAAAUGAUGGAAGAGGCCAGACAGUCUUGGGAGAAAGAUUCUCAAGAGAUGCGAUUCAAAAGACUUCAGCACCUUUUGGAGAAAAGCAACAUUUACUCAAAGUUUCUGCUCACGAAGAUGGAACAGCAGCAGCAAGAUGUGAGUAUUGUGAGAAAAUUAAAAAAAGAAAGACUGGAGAAGAAAGCUGCUAAUCAGAAGCAAAAGGGAAAUGAUAAAAAGACUGUAAAAGUUGAGAGAAAGAAGCGUGAAAGGGAAGAGGAUUACAAAAUCGCAGAUGUUAUGACCAAAGAGGAAAUUCUGUCAAAAGCCAAAAAACCUAAAUUGGAAGAGGAGGCUCAUUCAUCAGUAAAACUGGAAGCUGAGGAUAUAGAGAAGAUAAGCGACACCAACUCUGAUAUUAAAGGCCGUCUGUCUGAGACUUUGCGGGAAAACAGCAAGCAGAUGCUGGAUCCAGAGAGAACCGUGAAUGGCCAACCUGUGCCUGCACAGCAGCCCAAACUCUUCACUGGGGGUGUGAUGAGGUGGUACCAGGUGGAAGGCAUAGAGUGGCUCAGGAUGCUGUGGGAGAAUGGUAUCAAUGGUAUCCUGGCUGAUGAGAUGGGUCUUGGAAAAACCAUACAGUGCAUUGCCCAUAUUGCGAUGAUGGUUGAAAAGAAGGUCCUUGGGCCCUUUAUAGUCGUGGCUCCAUUGUCCACUCUUCCAAACUGGAUCUCAGAAUUCAAACGCUUCACCCCAGAGGUGUCUGUCCUGCUGUAUCAUGGACCACAAAAAGAGAGGAUGGACCUGGUGAAGAAGAUCCGUCAGCCGCAGGGUCCUCUCAGGAUGUGCCCUGUUGUUGUUACAUCCUUUGAAAUAGCCAUGAGAGACAGGAAGCUUCUACAGCGUUUCCACUGGAACUAUAUGAUCGUGGAUGAGGGCCACAGGAUUAAAAACUUGAACUGUCGGCUGGUGCAAGAACUAAAGAUGCUGAUGACUGACAACAAACUGCUGCUGACAGGAACCCCCCUGCAGAAUAACCUGUCCGAAUUGUGGUCUCUCCUCAACUUCCUCCUUCCAGAUGUGUUUGAUGACCUGAAGAGUUUUGAGUCAUGGUUUGACAUUAGCACCAUCACUUCCGAUGCAGAAAACAUUGUGGCUAAUGAACGCGAACAGAACAUCCUUCACAUGCUUCAUCAGAUCCUCACACCCUUCCUUCUCAGAAGACUGAAGUCAGACGUCACACUGGAGGUUCCACCUAAGAAAGAGAUCGUAGUGUACGCACCUCUCACCAACAAACAGGAGGCCUUCUACAUGGCCAUUGUUAACAAGACUAUAGCAAAGCUGCUGGGUCAGGAAAAGGAUGAUUCAGCACCUGUGCCGCUGACAUCCAGUGGCCGACCAAAGCGCAGGACCAGGAGGGUGGUGGACUAUUAUGAGUCAAACACUGACUCUGCGAAAGAUCUUGAGAAAUACCUAGAGAAGGUUCAGAAAGAGAUGGACAGUCAGUCAAGCUCCGGCCCAGUGGUGGAUGUUUCUUUGCCAGUUGAUGCUCAAAUCAACUUGAAACUGCAGAACAUACUGAUGCUGCUGAAGAGGUGCUGCAACCAUGCUUACUUGAUAGAGUAUCCUCUGGACCCCGCCACUGGAGACUUUAAGAUUGAUGAGCAGCUAGUGGAAGCAUCAGGGAAGUUUCUUAUCCUGGAUCGAAUGCUACCUGAACUAAAAAAAAGAGGGCACAAGGUGCUGAUUUUCAGCCAGAUGACCUCCAUAUUGGAUAUUCUGAUGGAUUAUUGCUAUCUCCGCGGUUAUGAGUACAGCCGACUGGAUGGGUCAAUGAGCUACGCAGACCGAGAUGAGAAUAUGAAGAAGUUUUCUUCUGAUCCGGAGGUGUUCCUCUUCCUCCUGAGCACUCGAGCUGGUGGUCUUGGGAUCAACCUCACAGCUGCUGACACGGUCAUCAUAUUUGACAGUGAUUGGAAUCCUCAGGCGGAUUUGCAGGCACAGGAUCGGUGUCACCGUAUUGGGCAAACAAAGCCUGUGAUGGUUUACCGCCUCAUUACGGCCAACACCAUCGAUGAGAAGAUCCUGGAGAGAGCCUCUGCCAAGAGAAAGCUAGAGAAGAUGGUCAUUCACAAAAAUAAGUUUAAAGGUUCUAAAGCAGAGCUCAAACAGACCAAAAGCUGUGUGGAUGUAAAUGAGCUUGUGGAACUGCUGAAGUCCAGAGACUAUGACGGGGCAGUGAAAGGCACUAAGGGAAAGGUCAUCAGUGACAAAGAUCUGGAAAUCCUACUAGACCGUAGUGAUUUACUGAAUCAAGCCAAGAAGCGUGUCAAACGUGAGAAGGACGGGGUGUUUAAAGUUAUCGAGACCAAAGAUGACAAUGGUGACAUCAGUCUGUCCUGAAAGCACUGACACUUGAAAUCUGCCAUUAGGCCAAAGUUGAUUUACUACCACUGCCUAAACUGAUCAAGCAACAUUAACUGGUUGAAAAGCUGCCUGCUGGUUCUACUGAGAGAUUGAGAUCUUUUCCAUUUUAGACUUUUAAGUUGACCACUGCUGCUUUUAAUAAGUCCAUCCUUGGUUAUGAGUUUUAGCAGAUGUAACAUGUUAUUAAACAUGUAAUUGUAUUUUUUUUUUGGAUGCCAUGUCAACUUUUGUUUUGGGAUUAUCACUUAAAACAAAAAUCCCACAGUUUGGCUAUUUUGUAAAUACUGUUGUACAUUUCAUAUGUAGUUGACUAAAUAGAAAACGCACAUGUAAACUGCUUUAACGCACUUUGACUUUCUAGUAUACUGUAGAACAAACAUUCUUGUUUUAUAUGUUGUUUUUCAAAACAUAAUAAAUAUUUUGUAUACAGUG